Messenger RNA from Phasianus colchicus (ring-necked pheasant), 4892 nucleotides. RefSeq names its product nuclear receptor coactivator 5 (gene NCOA5). Gene Ontology annotation, cellular component: nucleoplasm. Gene Ontology annotation, molecular function: RNA binding. NCBI's taxonomy places the organism in Eukaryota, Metazoa, Chordata, Aves, Galliformes, Phasianidae. The record is from RefSeq and is a predicted model, not a curated record. Gene Ontology annotation, biological process: regulation of signal transduction.
CGUACGUCAGCGCGUCGCGCCGCGCCGUAAAGCGCGAGUCAGCGCCCUUCCGGCGGCUCUCACCUCCGCGCUUUGCGGCGGCGCCGUGCGGCAGCGGCGGUUGGCGCCUUUGUCCUGGCGGGCGGCGGCCUGAGGCGGAGCGGGCCCGGCGAGGCGAGUUGGAUUUGGAACGAAAGCAAAAUGGCCCGAGGACGCAAGAGCAAUAGCAUCAAACAGAGCGACUUCACUAACAGCACCAACCCUCAGGAUUUAGAGAGAAGACUUUUUGUCGGCAAUUUGCCCACAGACCACAUGACUCGUGAAGAAAUGGAAGAGAUAUUUUCAAAAUAUGGCAAAAUCAGGGCCCUCAGCAUGUACCAUGGCUAUGGGUUCGUGCAGUAUGACCGUCUAGAAGAUGUCCAGGCCGCUCUGGACGGUGAGAAGGGCCGCCUUUAUAAAGGGUAUAGAUUAGAUAUUAAUAAAGCAGCGGAAAGAAGAAAUAUGAAUAAGGCUUCAUCAAGGUCCAGUCCGGCACGAAGAGAGCCCUAUGCCUAUGGGGAUGGCCGCGAUAACAGACGCGAUCGCUCCCCUCUUCGGGGGAGCCCACGGAGAGACCCCAGAGAUGGCAGGGAUGGUAGAAACGGGCGAGAUUCCAGAGACACUCGAGAUAUUCGAGCCAGAGACAUUCGUGAUGCCAGAGACCACAGAGACCCCCGGGACCUGCGAGACCUUCGAGACCCCCGGGAUAUCAGAGAUCCAAGGGACUUGCGGGACCCUCGUGAUGUUAGAGAUUUUCGUGACCCACGGGAGCCGCUGUACGAUCGAUACAGGGAUCCAAGAGACAUGAGGAAUCCAAGAGACAUAAGGGAUCCACGGGACAUGAGGGAUCCACGGGAUAUGAGAGACCCUCGGGACCCCUUGUACAGACGAGACGAGCCUUAUGACCGUUACCUGCGCGUGGAUGACUACUAUCGGCGGAAGGACGACUCUUACUAUGACCGUUACAAAGAGCAUUUUGACAGAGCACCAGUGAAUUCAGAAGACCGUCUGAAGCGCGAGGAGCGCCGCCGAGAGGAGCUGUACCGUCAGUACUAUGAGGAAAUCAAGAGACGUUUUGAUGCUGAGAGACCUGUUGAUUGUUCUGUGAUAGUGGUGAAUAAGCAGACAAAGGAGUACGCGGAGUCAGUGGGGCGGAAGGUGCGGGAUCUGGGCAUGGUGGUGGACCUGAUCUUCCUCAACACAGAGAUGUCACUGACACAAGCCCUGGAUGAUGUGAGCAGAGGAGGAUCUCCUUUUGCUAUUGUCAUCACUCAGCAGCAUCAAGUUCAUCGUUCCUGCACUGUUAACAUCAUGUUUGGCACCCCACAAGAACACCGUAACAUGCCCCAGGCUGAUGCCAUGGUGCUGGUGGCCAGGAAUUAUGAGCGCUACAAAACAGAGUCACGGGAGAAGGAACGUGAGGAGAUUGCCCGGCAGGCUGCCAAGAUGGCAGAUGAGGCUGUUCUGCAGGAGAGAGAGCGCCCGCCCCCCAUGGAGGAGGGGGCCAGAGGGGGCCACCCCCACCCUCCGGGCAUUCAGACUCUGUUGAACCUUCUGGCAGACAAUCGCUAUCUAACUGCUGAGGAGACUGAUAAAGUAAUUAAUUACUUGAGAGACCGGAAGGAAAGGUUACUGAGGGGGAGCACUGAUUCUCUGCAGGCACCCAUGUCAAGACCAUCUCUGGGAGCACCUUCAGCACCAUCUCUGGGCAGUCAGUCCAGCCUUCCAAGCUCGCAGACUCAUCAGGGUUCACAGCCUCUGGUUUCUGCUCCCUCUGUUCCAGCAUCCUCUGCUAAUCCUCAGCAGGAGCUGCAGGCAAAAAUUCUCAGUCUCUUCAACAGUGGGGCGGCAGCAGCAGCUGUAGCAAACAGCAGUUCUGCACCCGCUGUGGGCACGUCGGGUGGCACUCCCAGUCAGAACUUCACUAACAUGACCAGCAAUCAGGCCCGAUCAGCACAGAUGAGUGCUGGAAAUUUAAACCAGGCUCAGCAGAGAUUGCAAACUCCAAACACGCAGCUUCCUUCUCUCCAAGGCCCUUCAAGAAAUGCAGGUCCAAGACCUGGAGCUCCUCCACCAGCUCAGUCACUUUAUGGUCAGCACCAGAAUCGUCUCCCUGCGCCUGGCACUGUACCUGCCCAAAGGCCAGUAUCGUCUGGUAUCAACUUUGACAACCCUAGUGUACAGAAAGCCUUGGACACCCUUAUCCAGAGUGGUCCUGCACUCUCCCACCUAGUGAGUCAAACAGUGGCCCAGGGGCGAGCGGGGUCAUCUACCCAGCAACCUAUGGGCUCCUACCAGCGACACUAUUAAAGCUGAGCUGUCAAACCCUUUUCCCUAUCCUUUGUCAUUCCAUAUUUCUAGCUGUUUAAAGAAUCUCCUGUCCUUGACAUGGGACAAAUGCCCCUGGAUAUGCAUGUCCUCUCCACUUCGUUGAGAGUGUACUCCCAGUGGCAUUGCUGCUGAGUGUUACUAGUGCUGCCCUUCCUCACCUUGGUCUGGAUAGCAGUGUUUGGAGAAGUCUCUUCUGUUUUCUCAGUGGCAGGAUAUGCAGAGAGCCACUUUGGGUAUUCACUUGUUCUGUUCCAGCCCAGGAGUUGCUGCAGUGGCAGUCCUACAUUUUCCUCACUCCUGUGAAUGGGUGCACCUUCACAUUGUGGUGCAUUCUGGUCUUAGUAUGGAUUUGGGCCCAUUUUUGGGAAUAUGAUGUAAGACUGAGAAGAGCAGUACCCUGAUUGGGCCUUCUUGGGGUUGCAGGUUUUUGGAAUGGACACUGUUUGUUUGCUUUUCUUUUCUUUUUUUCUGUUAUUUCUUUUUCUUUCAAUGCCAUGUAAGCCAGUUUCAGAGGGAAAUGCAGAGAUAGCACUAGCAGCUGAGCUCACAUGGCAUGUGGCUGACUGCUGUUCUAUAAGCCAGGACAGUGCUGUGUAGUUCUGCAGCUGGGCUGUCCUGUCCUGGCACAGCGAGGCUGGCAAAAGCACCUCACCUUGCCUGGCGUAUGGGAACUGACAGUUUUGUUCUGACUGCAAUGGAGGAUCUGAAAUGGGAGAUCUUCCAGCCAAGGCAGAGAUUUUUAAAUGGUCUAUUGAUAAAACAGAAUCAAUCCUGUACCCACGUAGUCAAUUUUAAGAUCGGUCUAUUAAAUUUCAUGUAUAAAUUUCCUUUCCUUAUAAUCUUGCUUUGGGACAGUUGGUUACGUUGCCCAGCAGCUCAGCCACAGCCACGCUGAUGUGCUGCUGGACCUGUCUGCAGCCAGUUCCCAGGUGGUCAAUGUCUGCUCUCUGAAACUUCAUCUCGGUUGCUGUUUUGUCCAUCUCAGGUGGGGAGGCAGUGCCAACAUGCAAUACUAUAAUUUUAUAUGUUCUUUCAACACUUUGAUAGCUGCAGUGGGCAGUUGAGUGGAUCAGGCAGUGAUACUUCACCGUGUUUUUAACCAGUAACAUACUUUGAUACCAGAAAACAAAACUUCUCUAACCAUGCGGUCCUUCUUUGCACAGCCUUCUUGGAGUCUGUGGGCUUUCCUGCAGAACUAAAAGAUGCUAAGAAAGCAAUGUUCUUGGAGCAGAGGAUUUUCUUGUCCAAGGUGGUUUGUGUUGUAGCAUUUUUUUCUCUCUGUGCUGUUAAUGAAAGGACGUUACUUUUUAAUAAAAAGGCAGGAAAAACAUUUUGUUGCAUUUUUUAUGCUUAACAGUUUGAGUACUGCUGGAAUGUGUUAUUCCACUGCUUCGCUUGUUCUGCUGCGUUUGCUGUUACUCUCUCCCAGGUAAGUGCUUCAGACAUUGCCCAGUGCUGGAUGCAAACCAUACUGUGCCCUUCUGUGAGAGUAUUUUGGUCUGUCUCAGUUUAUCAUGCUUUGGUUUUAAAAUACUUCUCAGGUGCUUACUGUCAUUCAGUGGACUCAGAACUCGGAGUUAGAAUAGUUUGCUAGCUCACAAGUUUCAACGAGCUUCAGUGGGACAAAAUCACAAUGUAGGUGAUAGAUAUAUUUUAGCAAAGCUUUUGAUACUGCUUUGGACGGAAAGCACUCGUCUGGUUGUGUGCAGGGCAUCAUAAGAAGGGUGAGCAGUCGGCUGACAUUGAGCUCAGAGGGUCACAUCAGGCUGGCAGCCCCUGCUGGGGCACCGCUGGGCUCUGUUUUAUGGCCAGCUCUCCUCAGCAUCUUUGUGGAUGCAGUGGCCCCAGCACUGUGCAUACAAAGUGAUGCUGAAUCUGAACAGGAGCUGUUGUGGUCCUCAAGGGUGGAGAGUUCUUGUAGCGUGAUCUGCCAAAUGAACGUGCUGGGCAGUCGCCAGCCAGGUGGGGGGAGCAGCAGGAGCUGUGUGCUGUGCUGUGCUGUGCUGUGCUGUGCUGUGCUGCACCCGCGUGGGGCAGCGCUGGGUCUGCAGACAGCAGUGAGAGCUGUGUUACUGAAACAGGAGCCCAGGUGCACAAUAACGCCCUGCGAGCUAAUGAGAGCUUCCCAUGCAAGUAGUGAAGGGUGUAAUAAAAUCAUUUAUUGCAUUUUGUGCAGACAGGAGUCUAGAAAAAUGAAUACAGGUAAAGCAGUAAAGCAUUAACAGGGAGCAUUCAACAGCUGAGGAGCCACUCCUCCAUUAAUAUCUGCACAGAGAACACAGGGUCUGUACUGAGGCGGCCUAAUGCACAAUAAUACUGAAACGGUCACAGAAAUUAAAUGCAAACCUAAUACUCUUUUUUUUUCUUUUUGUUUGAUUUUUUUUUUGUUGUUUUUUUUUUGUUUGUUUGUUUGCAACCUAUUUACAAGGUUUUAAACUGAAUUGCAUUGCUCUGCACACAGAUAUUUCUAAAACAAAGCAUACUCGGUCACUACGUGUCUAUUGAAGUAUUGCACUUGAAUAAAAGUCACUUGAAUGGACGCA